AUGCCACCAAGACAACUUUGCAAAAACAAUACAAGAAAUUCUCAUAUUCUAAAAAUUCAAAAUAAAAAACAUAGAGAACUUUUUGAAUUAUUUAAAGAAUACAGAAGGCGAAUUAAUGCACAAGCUCAGGAAUCUGAAUUAAAAAAAUCUAAAUUAAAAAAUACCAAAAUAGAAAAUUCUAAAAAAGCCCAAUUUGAAAAAGCAAUCGAAACUGUCAUAUGGUUUUGUCAAGUCAUGUGA
Molecule: messenger RNA, 240 nt
Organism: Dentiscutata erythropus
Lineage: Eukaryota; Fungi; Glomeromycota; Glomeromycetes; Diversisporales; Gigasporaceae
Source: the annotation of a GenBank genome assembly